Molecule: messenger RNA, 1002 nt
Organism: Lasiodiplodia theobromae
Lineage: Eukaryota; Fungi; Ascomycota; Dothideomycetes; Botryosphaeriales; Botryosphaeriaceae
Product: 3-beta hydroxysteroid dehydrogenase
Exons: 4
Coding region: 1-1002 (333 amino acids)
Molecular function (GO): oxidoreductase activity, acting on the CH-OH group of donors, NAD or NADP as acceptor
Source: RefSeq, a predicted model, not a curated record
AUGUCUGGAGAGCUUGUUUUCAUCACUGGUGCUGCCGGGUUCCUUGGAACCAAUGUCGUGCUCGAGGCUCUGAAAGCUGGUUACCGCGUCCGCGGCAGUGUCCGCAGGGAAUCGCAAGUCAAACAACUGGAGUCAUACUUCGGUCCUGAGUUUGGUCCCAAGGUGGAAUUUGUCGUUGUUCCGGAUAUUACCAAGUCGGGUGCCUAUGAUGAUCUUCUCGACGGGGUCGCAUACGUCUUCCACGUAGCCUCUCCUCUUGCCCCCCCGAGCACCGAUUGGAAGAAGGAUCACAUUGAUCCUGCCGUGAACGGUACACUUACUAUCCUGCAAGCGGCCAAGAAAGUCGACAGCAUCAAAAAGGUUGUCAUCACAGGGUCCAUUGCCGAUUUGAUGCCGUUUUCCGACUGGCCAGUGCCUGAGGAAGCUAUCACUGAGGAUCACAAGUAUGACUUGGACGUUUCCCCAGACCUUGACUUCAAGGCUAGUUUUCCCGCCUAUCACGCAUCGAAGCUCCUGGCCGCCAAGGCAGCCAGGGAAUUCUUUGCUCAGCAGAAGCCGCACUACGACAUCGUCAGCCUGCAUCCGACCUUUAUCUUCGGGCGCCACCUCUUGCAGACCUCUCCUGAAGAGAUGACUGGAUCACGGGCAAUGUUAUGGGGCUCGCUGAAGAGCCCGAACCAGCUUAUUCCAAUGCUCAAUCAUAUCCAUGUUACCGAUGUUGCGCAGGCCCACGUCAAAGCCCUUAAUCCGAGCAUUACCGGCUAUCAGAAAUUCAUUCUCUCGGCGGAGCCUGGAUUUCCGGACUGGAACGAAGUUCUGCAAUUCGUCAAGCAGAGAUACCCUAACGAGCAGUGGGGGAAUGCUCCUUCGCCGGGCAAAAGGAACAUCGAUGUCAAGAAGGCCGAACAGGUGUUGGGCAUGGUCUGGAUCGAUUGGAAGCAACAGGUCAUUGAUACAGUUGAACCUCAACUGGACCUGAUCAGGAGAGCUUCCACACUCUGA